This is a messenger RNA of Tinamus guttatus (white-throated tinamou), 1191 nucleotides long. It is a transcript of the gene BRS3, whose product is annotated as bombesin receptor subtype 3. Lineage: Eukaryota; Metazoa; Chordata; Aves; Tinamiformes; Tinamidae. The record is from RefSeq and is a predicted model, not a curated record. Gene Ontology annotation, molecular function: bombesin receptor activity. Gene Ontology annotation, biological process: bombesin receptor signaling pathway. Gene Ontology annotation, cellular component: plasma membrane.
AUGUCUCGAGUCUACUUGCAUUCAUCUAAUCAGACUUCAUGUGCAUCCACAAAUGGCACAGAACUGAAAUCGAUCACUGAUAAUGAAACCACAAAUGAAAAAUGGACUGAAGACUCCUUUCCAGGAUUAGAAAUACUGUGCACAAUUUAUGUUACAUAUGCCGUGAUCAUUUCGGUGGGGCUCCUUGGAAAUGCUAUCCUCAUCAAAGUCUUUUUCAAGAUUAAAUCAAUGCAGACCGUUCCAAAUAUCUUCAUCACCAGCCUGGCGUUUGGAGACCUGCUCCUUUUGCUCACGUGCGUGCCCGUGGACGCGACGCGGUACCUCGUGGAUACCUGGCUCUUCGGCAGGAUCGGGUGCAAGCUGCUCUCCUUCAUCCAGCUCACCUCGGUUGGGGUGUCCGUGUUCACACUGACCGUCCUCAGCGCUGACAGGUACAGAGCCAUCGUGAAGCCCUUGGAACUGCAGACUUCGGACGCGCUCCUCAAGACCUGCUGCAAGGCUGGCUGUGUCUGGAUCGUCUCCAUGAUACUUGCAAUCCCGGAGGCUGUUUUUUCGGAUCUAUAUUCUUUUAGUAAUCCCGAGAAAAACGUAACUUUUGAAGCGUGUGCCCCCUAUCCUGUGUCCGAGAAGAUACUGCAGGAAGCUCACUCCCUGGUUUGCUUCUUAGUGUUCUAUAUUGUGCCAUUAGCCAUCAUUUCUGUCUAUUAUUUUCUUAUUGCCAGAACAUUAUACAAAAGUACCUUCAACAUGCCAGCAGAGGAGCCGGGUCAUGCCCGUAAGCAGAUUGAAUCCCGCAAGAGAGUUGCAAAAACAGUGCUGGUGCUAGUUGCUUUGUUUGCCUUUUGCUGGCUGCCUAACCACAUCCUCUACCUGUAUCGCUCUUUCACGUACCACUCCUCUGUAGACGCUUCUGCCUUUCACCUGGUAGCCACCAUCUUCUCCCGCGCCUUGGCCUUCAGCAACUCGUGCGUCAACCCCUUCGCUCUCUACUGGCUCAGCAAGAGCUUCCGGCAGCACUUCAAGAAGCAGCUGUGGGGCUGCCGGGCCCCGCUCCGCGCGCGGCCGCCCCGCGCGCCCCAGGGCCGCUCUCCGGCGCGGGCGCUGUCGGGCACGGGCAGCGCGCACGGCUCCGACAUCAGCGUCACGCUGCUCACGGACUGCAGCAUCACCAAGGAGGAGGAGAGCGUCUAG